UCAGUUUUCUCUGAGGGGAGAAGAACAGGGCGCUGACGGAGAGGAGGUCAUUUCAGCCCCAGAAGAAGUGUCACGGAGGAGGAGAACAGCGCCCUUGAUAAGUGACCUUGCCUUGAUAAGACCACACCCUCCGCGCCUCGUCGUCGCCGCCGUCGCCAAGCCGGCCUGACCCGCUCUUGAGUCGUUAAGAAUAAGGGUCGUUCAGUUGUCAUGGGGGCUCGUCGGGUCAAGAUGAAAAAUCCACGCAGAACCAGCACCGAGGAUGAGAGAACACUCGCCACAAUCAUCAGAAUGAUGCGAAGUCAGAAGAAGAAGGUGCUCACAAUGGCGGCCACUCCUCUUUGGAAAAGGAUCGGAAUGCGAAAGUAUCUGAUGGUGUGUCUCUUGUUCCGCUGGUUGUCCGCGUUCCUGAUCCAGACGGAGUUUGUGCCUGACGAAGCGUGGCAGUCGACGGAGGUGGCCUACGUGUACACAUGGGGGAGAGGUCACUUGACGUGGGAGUGGCUCGUCGGCCUGCGCAACCAUCUCUUCCCCUUCGUAAUCACGGCCUUGUACAAAACGCUCAAGUGGAUGGGGGCCGACUCGCCGUAUGCACUGUUGAUCAUUCCGCGACUGGCGAUGGCGACUCUGACGGCGUUCGGUGACUGGAGCCUUUUCCUCUACUGUACAUCGCGAUUCGGGAUUUCGAGCGCAAAAUGGAGCUUGACCUUCAUGUUGACGUGUUGGUUUACAUUCUACUGCGGCGCAAGAACAUUGACAAAUUCGGUAGAGAUGAGUUUGAACUGCAUCGCGAUGUACUUGAUGCAAAUGCACCAAAUCGUGCCGAUGGUGGGUGUCGUCGCGUUGAACUUUGUGAUCCGUCCGACCGCCGUGGUCAUCUGGAUACCGCAGGUUUGGGAAGUGUUGAAACUGUUCUUUCCCAUGAGAGUGGCCCAUCGACUCCCGGCUGCUAUUCUUGUUGGGUUGAGUGUGAUCGUUGUGGGUGCAAUUGUUGACUCGUUCGUGUACGGAAAAGCUAUGAUGACCUGGCUGCGAUUCAUCCAGUUCAACUUUAUCCAGGGUGACUCAGCCCAGUUUGGGGAGCAUCACGUCCUUUGGUACUUUUACUCUGGGGUGCCAUCCAUCCUCGGUCUCAGCGUCGUCCCCCUUCUCGUCUCCCUCUCACUCCGGCUACACGAGAAGGAAUGGACCGUCAUUCUGGGUUUCAUAUCCUGCUUCAGUCUGAUCCGUCACAAAGAGAUCCGCUUCCUCUUGCCAAUCCUUCCCCACAUGUUUGCCGUGAUUGGGGACGUGUUCUACAAGUGUGGCGAGCUGGGUAAAGAUCCCGAGGUUGUAAAAAGGGAGAAGAUCGACAUUGGCAGAAUGCUCAACAAUUGGUUUUUCCUCACCCUGGUGGUCAACAUUUUGGCUGCUCUGUACUUCUGCUCAUUCCACCAAGGAGGGAUCCUCCCCAUCGCAAAUUAUGUCAACUUGCAGUCUGCUUCCAUCACAGCGCCGCACAUUUGGGUCAUGAUGCAGUGCUACUCCGUCCCCGUCUUCACAUACAUGCACAACCCAUCCGCCACGUUCGAGUAUUUUACCUGCGCUCCAUCCAGUCUUGCCGGUUCCGUGACGUCGCGCCUGCACAACGCCGAGUUUCCCUUCUCCACGAACGUGACCUUUUUGGAGGACUUCAUCUCCGCCAAACUCCUCCCGAACGGGACCCUGCCCCACUUCAUCCUCUCCUUCGACACCAUCUCCUCCAAACUGAUCAGCCUCUUGGGAAAAGUCGUCAUCAAUGGUGCUGCCCUCGCCCCCUACGAGGUGUGCUUCUCCCACGUCCACGCCCACUUCGGUGACCAACAAGGCCUCGCUCAGGUCCUCUGUGCGAAAGGGGUGAAAGACUGGGUCGCGCCGGAGGUGAAUAACGGAGGACACGACUUGUAACAAAAAUCGGACUACUAAUUCAUAAAUGUGUAUUUUAAUAGUGCUCAUAAUUACAAAAUUUCGUGUAUAAAUAAUCAGAAAAGGUGGUGGUCAAAUCAAAAUUUAGGAGUUGAAGACAAAUCUAGUGACUGGAGGUGAAUAAUAAUCAUCAUCACGACCUGUAAAACAACGACACGAAUCGGACUACUACCAUAAUUCAUAAAUGUGUAUUUUAAUAGUGCUCAUAAUUACAAAAUUUCGUGUGUAAAUAACCAGAGGUGGUCAACACUUGGGGGGAUGGAGACGGACAAAUCUAGUGACUGGGUCGCUCCGGAGGUGAAUAACAACGAAUCGGACUAACUACUAUUCUAAUUCAUAAAUGUGUAUUUUAAUAGUGCUCAUAUAAUCUACAAAAUUUCCCGUGUAUGUAAAUAACCAAGAUCAAAACUUAGGAGUUGAUAGAACACAAAUCUAGUCUGGUUGUUUUUUUUAACACCAAAACACUACUUAUUCGCCCGGUGAACGAAAUAAUUUAUACAAAUUUCCUAUAUUAUAUAAAUAUAUCCCUUCGCCUGUAACGUAUCAUAUUUAUCAAGCCGACUACAAAAAAAAUAGUGCAAAUGUCGCAGAAUUCCAGCCCGCUCCUUCCUCUCCUUCUUCUUCUUAUAUCUUUUGCUACGACGAGUUUGUACUUAAACUAAUCUAAUAAUGAAUUAUUGUACUAUUUAUUAUGGAGAGAGAAAAGUAGAUGAAAAAAAUCCUAUGUACUACGACUAUUUACAAAACUGAGAUCUCAGGUAUAUGCAAAAUCCUAGAGAGUAAAUGAAUGAAUAAAUAAAGCCAUGCGUCUUUUUACGAAA
Molecule: messenger RNA, 2765 nt
Organism: Folsomia candida
Lineage: Eukaryota; Metazoa; Arthropoda; Collembola; Entomobryomorpha; Isotomidae
Gene: PIG-B
Product: GPI mannosyltransferase 3
Exons: 9
Coding region: 211-1926 (571 amino acids)
Biological process (GO): GPI anchor biosynthetic process
Cellular component (GO): endoplasmic reticulum membrane
Molecular function (GO): alpha-1,2-mannosyltransferase activity
Source: RefSeq, a predicted model, not a curated record